AUGAUUAAAUGUAUAGUCUCUCCUUCAGGAACCUCAAUGAUACAGGUUGAUUUCAAUCAGUUUAACUCACCCAGACCAGACACUUGUACAAAUUUUCAAAUUGAUUUGAAAAAGGCAAGUGGAGAAGAAAGAGCUAAAUUGAAAAAGGAAAUUAAAGCAUACAUGAAGAUCAAUUAUACCAUAGUAGUUAGAAGCGAUCUAGAAUAUAUAAAUAUAUUUCACUUCAUCUCAUCAUCAUCAUCAUCGUCAUAUACCAAUCUUCAUUCACAUCGUACAUACAACGAGAAAUAG
This is a messenger RNA of Cavenderia fasciculata, 291 nucleotides long. RefSeq lists its product as uncharacterized. NCBI's taxonomy places the organism in Eukaryota, Evosea, Eumycetozoa, Acytosteliales, Cavenderiaceae. The transcript is spliced from 5 exons. The record is from RefSeq and is a predicted model, not a curated record. Bases 1 to 291 code for a protein of 96 amino acids.